Chaetura pelagica (chimney swift) is the source of this 940-nucleotide messenger RNA. RefSeq names its product potassium channel tetramerization domain containing 10 (gene KCTD10). Gene Ontology annotation, molecular function: protein binding; ubiquitin-protein transferase activity. The record is from RefSeq and is a predicted model, not a curated record. NCBI's taxonomy places the organism in Eukaryota, Metazoa, Chordata, Aves, Apodiformes, Apodidae. Gene Ontology annotation, cellular component: Cul3-RING ubiquitin ligase complex. Gene Ontology annotation, biological process: protein ubiquitination; negative regulation of Rho protein signal transduction; protein homooligomerization. The coding region runs from base 8 to 940 and encodes 310 amino acids. The transcript has 6 exons.
GGAAGAGAUGUCAGGAGAAAGCGUGGUGAGCUCAGCGGUGCCAGCAGCGGCCACUCGCACCACCUCCUUCAAAGGGACCAGCCCCAGCUCCAAGUAUGUCAAGCUGAACAUCGGGGGGGCCCUGUACUACACCACCAUGCAGACACUGACCAAGCAGGACACCAUGCUCAAGGCCAUGUUCAGUGGCAGGAUGGAGGUGCUGACGGACAGUGAAGGCUGGAUCCUGAUCGACCGCUGUGGGAAGCACUUUGGGACCAUCCUGAACUACCUGCGGGACGGGGCUGUGCCGCUCCCUGAGAGCCGCAGGGAGAUCGAGGAGCUGCUGGCUGAAGCAAAGUACUACCUGGUGCAGGGGCUGGUGGACGAGUGCCAGGCAGCCUUGCAGAACAAAGAUGCAUACGAGCCCUUCUGCAAGGUGCCAGUCAUCACCUCUUCCAAAGAGGAGCAGAAACUUAUUGCCACUUCCAACAAGCCAGCAGUGAAGUUGCUGUAUAACAGAAGCAACAACAAAUAUUCCUACACCAGCAACUCUGAUGACAACAUGCUGAAGAACAUCGAGCUCUUUGACAAGCUGUCCCUGAGGUUCAAUGGCAGAGUGCUCUUCAUCAAAGAUGUGAUUGGGGACGAGAUCUGCUGCUGGUCCUUCUACGGGCAGGGGCGGAAGAUCGCCGAGGUCUGCUGCACCUCCAUUGUUUAUGCUACUGAGAAGAAGCAGACAAAGGUGGAGUUCCCAGAAGCCCGCAUCUAUGAGGAGACACUGAACAUCCUGCUGUACGAGUCCCAGGAUGGGAGGGGACCUGACAACGCGCUCCUGGAGGCCACUGGAGGGGCAGCAGGUCGGUCCCACCACCUGGAGGAGGACGAGGAGCGGGAGCGCAUCGAGCGCGUGCGCAGGAUCCACAUCAAGCGCCCGGAUGACAGAGCCCACCUGCACCAGUGA